GAGUUAGGCGUCAUGACGUAAUGCGAUGUUCUCCAGAACGGCGCGCGGCGGCAGAGGAGCAGCGGCAGCAGGCAGCACGCGCGCACUCUCCCGCGCUCGUCGGAGGGGGGGCUCUUUCUCCGCUUCCUCUCGCCGAUGUUUGUGCGCCUCUCUCGGGCUCCGUGGCUGCGACCCGACGCUGCCGGGUGCGUGUUGGCGGCGGGAUGUCGACGCUAGCGGGGGAGCGGUGUUACGGGCUGUCCAGCGGGAACCUGAGCCGCGGCGGCAACGUCUCGGUGCUUCACGUCAAACUCACUGACAGCGCGGCGCGAGCCAUUGGCGCCUUCCAGAGCAGCAAGGGUUGGUCUUCCCGUCCCACCAUCUGCUUUAAUGGAAAUCACGGGAGAAUCGCUGUCCCGUGCUCGGAAAAGGGCGACGAAGUGCGGAUCUUCACCUUCGGUGUGACUAAUGUCGCUCGUGACAAUCCCCACGGAAGCUUUGAUUGUGUCCAACAGCUCCGCUCUGGCCCUUCUGAGGAACUGUCAUGUCUCGGGGUGAUUCAGAAGAAGAUGACGGUCAACGCUACAGAUGACUCUUAUGAUAAGGCCCGUCAGAGCAUGGCCCAGGCUGAGGAGGAGACGCGCAGCCGAGGGGCCAUUGUCAUCAAACACGGGGGACGCUACCAGGGCAAAAAGGUGACUGUACGACCACCAGCUCCAGCCCUGGCCACCCUGGCCAAACCCAAACCCUCAUCCCAGUCCUUGAUCAGCAACAUUAAGAGGAGAACCAACAUGCUCAAAGUAAAGAAGGAUGCAUGUGCGCCAAACAGGAGGAGUACUGGAGGUGUACAAGACAGGCCUCUUAGGGAGAGAGUCAUACACCUGCUGGCUCUGAGGCCGUACAAAAGGCCAGAUUUGAUCUUGAGGCUGCAGAAUGAUGGGCUCUCAGAAAAGGACAGAGAUCUGUUGGACUCUGUAUCGACAGAGGUUGGCCAGCUAAACAAUAGAGACAACGCGUUUGUUCUGAAGGACAGUCUGUAUAAAGAACUGCAGAAGGACUGGCCAGGCUACACCUCAGGAGACCAACAGCUUCUUAAACGCAUCCUUGUCAGGAGACUGUUUAAACCACAGCAGGCCCUCCUCACGGUCCCCAAGGCCCAGGUCAGCCCGCUGCGAGACACUCCUAAUUCCUCCCCAGCGCACCGUCCUAAGCAUUCCCUACCUGAAGAAUACUCAGACCCUCCCUCUAGUAAGAAGGCCAGGAUAUCGCACUUGUCGAACAAAGCAUCCUGUGACAUAUCAAGAUUGAGGCCGUCUGAGCGGCCGGCUCAUAAAAACGUCACAGAGGCGACAGCAGAUGGCAGUCAAAAGAACUCACUUGACCCACGAAAGCUGUUUGACUCCCUGUCAGCAGUUUGUCACCAGGAGGAAGAGGUGGCCAAGAGGCUACAGGUACCUCUAGCUGCUCAGGAGAAGCCUGGAAGCACAGAAUGUCUCCCUGAACACCAGGCUCAGCCUGACUGUGACCGGAAGCCGUCUUCUCUGACAGUGCCUGACCUGAGCAGUCGCACAGCCAAGAGGAAAAAGGGCAAACACAAACACAGAGGCCAGGAAAAAGAUACAUGGAGAGAGAAAAAAGAAGCCUCAGAUACAAAGGAAAUUUUGUUUGACUCCAACGUCAGUCAAGCAGACAAUGACUCAGCUGAUUAUUUAUUGAAUUACACCCCGAUUUGUAGUCCAGAGCAGCGACAGCACUACAAGCAGGAGUUUAACAACGAGUACAAGGAGUACAGAGAGCUGCAUGCUCGCUUCAACAGCGUGACGCAACAGUUCAUGGCGCUGGACACGCAGCUCAAACAGCUCCACCAUGAAUCCCAUAAAUACAAGACAAUUCGUAAUAAAAUUCUUCAAGAGUACAGUACAAUUAAAAAUUCCAACCCCAACUACAACCAGGACAAGAUUCGCUGUGAAUAUCUACACAACAAACUGGCCCAUAUCAAGAAACUUAUAUCAGAGUACGACCAACACCAAGUCAAUGUGCAUCAUUCUUGUCCCAAAUGACUCAGAUGAGUGAACAUGGAAACGUAUAUUAAACACCCUGAGGUUCACGCUGCUGAGCUAAAUGCCAUCGAGCUGGUUUAGAUGGUUGUGGCUAAAGUUGGGAGUUAUCUCUGUGAAGCAGCAAUGUGUACACAGUCUUAUAAGCUAUUUUCUUACAGGAAAAUAUUUCAUGUAUGGAAGAAUAAGCUGUGACUUGUGUGACGUGCCGCCAAGGACAUGUGAAGCAAUGAUAGUUUUACAAACGCUGUUAAACUACAACUGCUACGAGGUGCUAACCCUAAAACCACCUUUAGAUGAUCCUCCCAAUCACAAAUUUUAUUUUGUGAAAUUAGUGUUUUUGCUUAUGUGUCUUGGUGUAGGCUGGAGCAUGAGAAAACGCUGUACGCUGUACAUACCCAGACUGCUCGGAGGAUGGGUCUCUUCCUCAGUGUCAGAAAAGAAAUAGCAGCUGGAAGCUGAUUUGAGCAUCCUCAGACCUCUGUCCUCCUAAUGUUUUGGUGAAUUAAAAUAGUAUUAUUGUUUCUUAGUUCACCUCAGUUCUGACUAGAUAUUUUAAGUAUUGUCUUUUGAACGUAUUAUCAGUGUCUGGACCAGAUUCAUAGUAUUUUACUGGUGUUAUCUUUUAUCCGAUUCUCCUGGAAUGCAGAAGACUGUUAUGUUGAACAUAUAGUAAACUUCAAGUCAUCUUCAGGGAAUUUGCAGUGUGAGCUACAGUACAAGUAUUGUUGUUAAAAGCAGUUUGAACUUUUGGUUGAUUCUGAGAAGGGUUAAAAAAAUGUUGCACGCAGCAGACUUCACUGCAUGAGAAAUAAAUCAGGUUUUGUCUGAUGAAAUAAAAGACAUGGAGCUGUUUCA
This is a messenger RNA of Betta splendens (Siamese fighting fish), 2894 nucleotides long. RefSeq names its product RNA polymerase II elongation factor ELL-like. Bases 21 to 2039 code for a protein of 672 amino acids. Gene Ontology annotation, molecular function: cis-regulatory region sequence-specific DNA binding. The record is from RefSeq and is a predicted model, not a curated record. Gene Ontology annotation, cellular component: transcription elongation factor complex. Gene Ontology annotation, biological process: transcription elongation by RNA polymerase II; snRNA transcription by RNA polymerase II; positive regulation of transcription elongation by RNA polymerase II. Lineage: Eukaryota; Metazoa; Chordata; Actinopteri; Anabantiformes; Osphronemidae. The transcript is spliced from 12 exons.